This is a messenger RNA of Paramecium pentaurelia, 849 nucleotides long. The record is from the annotation of a GenBank genome assembly. Lineage: Eukaryota; Ciliophora; Oligohymenophorea; Peniculida; Parameciidae.
AUGAUAUGUUUGCUAAAGUAUAAUUUAUUCAUUUUGGUGGUGAUGAAGCUAGUAUUUAAUGUUUUGAAUAAAAACCAUCCAUUAAAGAAUUUAUGGAUUAACAUGGAAUAGCUAACUAUUUUGAUCUUUAAGUUUAUUAUAUUGGAAUAUCUAAAUUAUUUAAGAAAUUAACUAAUUAAUAAAAUAAAAUUUUAUUUUAAUUAAACAUUUAUUUCUCUAUAGAAAAAGAUAAAAAGAUAUUUGGAAUAAUUAAAUUAAAUCACAAAAGAAAAUCAUUUAUUGGUAUAAUAAAAAAGAUUAACUUCCUGCAGAUUAAGAUGAUAUUAUAUAAUGGUGGGGUCUAUCUUCUUAGCUUAAUGAAGUAAAAAAUAGGCCUAAUUCAUUUAUCUUAAGCGAUUUUCAUCCUUUAUAUCUUGAUAUUGGUGUUGGAAAUGCUUUUGGGGAUAGAUAUGAUAAAUAUUAAGCAUGGAAGGAUGUCUAUAAAUGGAACCCAAAAAUUCCACAUAAUUUUUAAGGAAAUAUUUUAGGAGGUGAAACCCUACUUUGGGGUGAAACUAACAAUUAAAAUACUCACUUUUAAAAAUUAUUUUUAAGAUCAUCAAUUUUAAGUGAUACGUAAAUAAAAUUAAUAUAAAUAGUUUAUGGAAUCCAGAAAUUAAAAAGUAAGAAUAAUUUUGGAAAUUUACCUAAAGAUUAAGUGAUAUGGAAGAUAGAAUGAACAAGUAUGGAUUUCCUGUUUCUCCAUUUACUCAUAGUUAUUGUAAAAGAUAACUAUAAUAAUGUUUUCCUUAACUUUACUCAACAAAAUUAGAAUUGCUUUUUAUGUUCAUUAUAGUAUAUUUAAUAUGA